Didymella exigua CBS 183.55 is the source of this 558-nucleotide messenger RNA. Its product is annotated as small COPII coat GTPase SAR1. Gene Ontology annotation, biological process: membrane organization; vesicle organization; intracellular protein transport. The annotation marks the transcript as partial. Lineage: Eukaryota; Fungi; Ascomycota; Dothideomycetes; Pleosporales; Didymellaceae. The record is from RefSeq and is a predicted model, not a curated record. Gene Ontology annotation, cellular component: COPII vesicle coat; endoplasmic reticulum exit site. The transcript is spliced from 3 exons. Gene Ontology annotation, molecular function: GTP binding; GTPase activity.
UUCGACCUUCUUGCCUCUCUUGGCCUGGCCAACAAGCACGCAAAGCUCCUCUUCCUCGGUCUCGACAAUGCCGGAAAGACAACGCUUCUGCACAUGCUGAAGAACGACCGUGUAGCGGUUCUCCAGCCCAGUCCGUUCACCGCCCCUCCUUCCUCCGAAGAGCUCUCUAUCGGCAACGUCAAGUUCACAACUUUCGACCUGGGAGGCCAUGCACAAGCGCGCCGCCUAUGGCGCGACUACUUCCCCGAAGUCAGCGGCAUUGUAUUCCUUGUGGACGCCAAGGAUCACGAGCGACUCGCCGAGUCCAAGGCCGAGCUCGAUGCGCUGCUGGCCAUGGAGCCUCUGGCACACACUCCCUUCCUCAUCCUCGGAAACAAGAUCGACCAUCCCGAGGCCAUCUCCGAGGAUCAGCUUAGGGCUGAGCUUGGACUUUACCAGACAACCGGCAAGGGCAAGGUGCCGCUCGAGGGCAUCAGGCCCAUCGAGGUGUUCAUGUGCAGUGUGGUCAUGAGGCAGGGUUACGGCGAGGGUAUCAGGUGGCUCAGCCAGUACGUCUAG